AUGUCAUCCACUUCCACGUCAGUCCGGAUUUCCCUGCCGCGCCGCUCCAACGUUAUCUUGAGCCCAAAUCUCCAUAGAGCCGGCCAAGCGUUUCCUUCUUCCUUUUUAGAUGACAUACACCCUAAACUCUCUCUUCACGACGACGAAGCGCUUCCGAAAAUGCCGUCUCUCGGGGUGCACUGGACACCUCUGAAGAUUGGCCUUCUCACGGCCGUCUUCCUGAUAUCGGCCUGGUGGAUACUGCCGUUCCAACUGCCCGCGAUCCCUGAAUCUAUCGCGCAUGGCUCUUCGCCUAAACCCGCAACUCCAGACCAACAGAGCGCGUCUUCAAAAGACCGGCCGCUCAUCGUGUAUGCGUAUCAUGACUCCGAGAGCGCGCGGGCAAACCUUGAUUACUUUGUCAACAAGGGUAUCCACAAUGGCGCAGACUUUGUCUUCAUCUUUAAUGGAGAUGCGAACGCGUCGAGCACCAUUCCUGACCUGCCAAACAUUAGCAUCGUCAAGCGGGAUAACACCUGCUUCGACAUGGGUGCUAUUGGCGAAGUUUUGAGGAAGGAUGACUUGUGGAAGAAGUAUAAGCGCUUCAUCACGAUGAACGCUAGCAUUCGAGGGCCAUUCUUACCGGCGUGGAGCUCGUCUUGCUGGUCGGACUUAUAUCUGAGCAAGGUGACGGAGACAACCAAGCUUGUCGGAAUGACACUCAACUGCAUCCCUAGACUGCAUGUUCAGUCCAUGAUCUUCGCUACUGAUGAUGUCGGCAUGAGCAUCCUCUUGGACCCCUCAGUCGCAACAAGCGCGUCCGAAGACGACCGCUUCGGAAGCAAAGACGCUCCCGUCGGUCUCAGCGGGUGUUACGCGGACUGGAACGCCGCAGUCCAUGCCGAGGUUGGAACAACGGGCCUGAUCAUGAACGCCGGCUACAAAGUCGACGCCAUGAUGACCGCUCUGCAUUCCGAACAAGGAGUAGAAGAGUACUGCAAGGCUCACCCGGAUUCCGGUGACUUAUUGUGGGAUAAGAAGUAUUUCGGGAGCAACAUUCACCCCUAUGAGACUGUCUUCAUCAAGGCGAAUAGGAAUGUUGAUCCGUCUCUGAUGUCGUCGAUGACAGAUUGGCAUAUGCGGAUGAAGUCUAACAGCUUCGAUGUGUGUGGCUCUUGA
This is a messenger RNA of Colletotrichum paranaense, 1158 nucleotides long. RefSeq lists its product as uncharacterized. The transcript is spliced from 3 exons. The record is from RefSeq and is a predicted model, not a curated record. NCBI's taxonomy places the organism in Eukaryota, Fungi, Ascomycota, Sordariomycetes, Glomerellales, Glomerellaceae. The coding region runs from base 1 to 1158 and encodes 385 amino acids.